GACAGGUCGAUGCUGCGCCAUCAUGUUGCGCGAAUGCGGAACCUUCGACGGGGGAAGACUUUAACCGCAGGACACUCGUGAAAUGAUGGCAGACGUACCAGAUGAUGCACCAGAGCACUGCCCGGGAACAGCAAGUGAGCAAGCAGGAAAGUCGUCGUCAUGUGAGGGCUGUCCCAACCAGAAGCUGUGUGCUUCUGGAGCCACCAAGGCCCCCGACCCCGCCAUAGCAGAGAUAGGAGCGAAGCUGUCAAAUGUCAAACACAAGAUUCUCGUGCUGUCUGGAAAAGGAGGCGUGGGGAAGAGUACCUUCAGCGCUCACCUGGCUCACGCCCUGGCAAGUGACAGCACAAAGGAGGUUGCCCUGCUGGAUGUAGAUAUCUGUGGUCCAUCCAUUCCGAGGAUCAUGGGCUUAGAGGGAGAACAGGUUCACCAGAGCGGCUCAGGCUGGUCUCCUGUGUAUGUGGAUGACAACCUGGCAGUCAUGUCUAUUGGCUUCUUGCUCAGUAGCCCUGAUGAUGCCGUCAUCUGGAGAGGACCCAAGAAGAAUGGGAUGAUCAAGCAGUUUUUGAGGGAUGUUGACUGGGGGGAACUGGAUUACCUCAUCGUGGACACGCCCCCUGGCACCUCUGACGAACACCUGUCCAUCGUCCAGUACCUGAGCUCCACCCACGUUGAUGGAGCUGUCAUCAUCACCACACCACAGGAGAUAUCGUUGCAGGAUGUGCGAAAGGAGAUCAGGUUCUGUCAGAAGGUCAAGCUGCCAAUCAUCGGAGUGGUGGAGAACAUGAGUGGCUUCGUCUGCCCUACAUGCAAGAACACGUCACAGAUCUUCCCUCCCACCAGCGGGGGCGCAGAGAAAAUGUGUGCAGAUCUAGAUCUACCGCUGUUAGGAAAGGUACCUCUAGACCCGAGGAUAGCGCGAAGCUGCGACGAGGGCAAGUCUUUCCUCAACGAAGUACCGGACUCUCCUGCUGCUAAAGUCUACCUGAAUAUCGUGCAGAGUAUUCGGGACUACUGUUCCAACCGUGUGACAGAGGAGCAGAGCACCACCUGAACCCACUCUGAUGGUGGCCAUAUUGGAGCAGAACACUGAGACAGAUCACAUGAUGACAGUGUGGUAGAAAUGAUUAACUACUGAAUAAGAAACACAAAUAAAGCAAAUAACAUUAGAGCGUUCACCAAAGCCAGCCAGAAUCAUCUCUGCAUGAGUAUAUGCUGUGGUGAGCUGCUCAGACCUUACAGAGCAGUGGUUUACUCCGCAGUGGCUGGCCAAUACAGCUUUUCCAGAAAAACUAUUGAGGGUAGAAAAUAUAAUAAUGAGGAUUUAAUUGUCAUAAUAGUUCCUCUUUGUAAUAAAUGUAAUAUUUAGAAGUAAUUACAGCUUUAUAAUGAUGGGUUGUCUUAUCCAAAUAAGCACUUGGGCCCAAUUUAAACAUGAAUGCUUUGAUCAGGAACAACAAAAUGAAAACAGAACUUUAAAGCACCACCGUGGAGAUUCUCUGUUUAUAACAUUUCUAUACUUGAGCUGAGAUAAAUACACAUUCAAACCCCUCAAGUAUAAUUGAUAUAAUAAAUGUUUCUUAUAGGAUACUGGUGAUAUUUAUGGUAUUGUCUUACAAAUCCCAUGAAAGUUCUCUCAAUACAUCAUCACAUUGCACAUGUGGCUCUAAGAGACAAGCCCAUUGGUUCAUACUAAAAUGUACAGGUAUGCCUACAACAACUGAACACUUCAGUUUGUUCUAAACUUCACUCAAACUGGAGUAAAUUGUGCAUUUAUUAGGGACUAUUUUCAACUGCGGAUAAAUACACAUUUGGUGUUCGAGUGAGUGUUCAUAGCAGCAGGAUGGGAUUGUACUCGGAAAAAAUAACCCUAACCCUAAUGCGGUACACAGAGAGCUAUAUGAGGCUUUGUAUACACAGGAAAUAUGUUAAGAAUCAAUGUAUUGUGUUUUUUGCUCCUUACAUGGGAAUUAAUUGGAUUAUCACCAGAUUUAAUCUUUCAGGUUAAAGUACAAGUGGGUGGUCUGGUAGGUUCCCACAUGUCUCUUUGUCCCACAAUCAGAUUGUUUUGCGUGCUGGGGUGCGUCCUAAGAUACUGAAUAUAUACAGUUAGUUUCUUUAUUAGAUGGAAAGAGUUAUUUUCUCUCCUUGUGCUGUAGUAAAGGAGAUGCUCUUUGGGAAAGUUAAUCAUCAGCUCUUAUGUUGUAAAUAAAUACAAAAUACAAAGUGCAGUAUCGUCAGCGUCGUAUAUGAUUUGAUUGUGUAUUGUCAUUCAUUGUUAUCAUUCCACAUUGUUAAUGAGAAGACUGUAUGGGGAUGUUAACCUCUCAAGCGAUGUUGAUGGUUUGCUUUUUUUCACGGCACAUCUGGUGAAUACAAAAAUGUGAAUCUGGGAGAUGAAUUGUCUAAGAUACGAGCAUAGGAGGAAACUUAACUUUCUCAUGACCAAAUGAUGCAUGAUUUGAAAAACUUUUCCUUUUCUUCAAUGAGCAGAUGUAAUGUAUGAUUUUUGAUUUAGAUCACUUUGUUUCAAACUAUUCUUUUGGACACAUUGUUUAAGGUAAUGUACUUGCUUUAACUGAUUUAUAAAAAAAUAAAUGACCAAACAUGAAA
This is a messenger RNA of Cottoperca gobio, 2613 nucleotides long. It is a transcript of the gene nubp1, whose product is annotated as nucleotide binding protein 1 (MinD homolog, E. coli). The record is from RefSeq and is a predicted model, not a curated record. The coding region runs from base 83 to 1054 and encodes 323 amino acids. Gene Ontology annotation, biological process: iron-sulfur cluster assembly. Lineage: Eukaryota; Metazoa; Chordata; Actinopteri; Perciformes; Bovichtidae. Gene Ontology annotation, cellular component: cytosol. The transcript is spliced from 10 exons. Gene Ontology annotation, molecular function: ATP hydrolysis activity; 4 iron, 4 sulfur cluster binding; ATP binding.